Nelumbo nucifera (sacred lotus) is the source of this 1170-nucleotide messenger RNA. RefSeq names its product stem-specific protein TSJT1. NCBI's taxonomy places the organism in Eukaryota, Viridiplantae, Streptophyta, Magnoliopsida, Proteales, Nelumbonaceae. The record is from RefSeq and is a predicted model, not a curated record.
CUGAAGGCUGAAACAAUCGUACCCAAUAUUAUAUAGUUGGAGAGCUUAUUUUCUAUCCGCUUUACAAAGAAGACUCGAGCGAGAAGAUGCUGGCGGUGUUCGACAAAUCGGUUGCGAAGUGUCCAGAGGGCCUGAAGAGCCCCCAUUCUGGAUCGGUUUCUGCGUUGAAGGAUGGAGUUUUGGUCGAUUACUUCUCCUCUGUUAAUCCGGGUUCCGUCGCCAUUAAUCUGGGGACUGCAGGUUCCCUUGUGUACACCACCGACAGACAGAACCCUCUCCUCCCAAGAUUAUUUGCUGUGGUGGACGAUAUAUUCUGCUUGUUCCAAGGACAUAUCGAGAACAUUGCUCUUCUGAAGCAACAAUAUGGAUUAAACAAGACUGCGAAUGAAGUCAUCAUUGUGAUAGAAGCUUACAGAACUCUCAGGGACAGAGGGCCUUAUCCUGCGGAUCAGGUUGUGAAAGAUCUCAAUGGGAAGUUUGCAUUUAUCCUCUAUGACUGCUCUUCAAAACUCACCUUCGUUGCCUCUGAUACUGAUGGGAAUGUUCCUUUCUUCUGGGGAACUGAUUCUGAUGGCAAUCUUGUUUUCUCGGAUGAUGCGGAGGUCGUUAAAAAAGGCUGUGGGAAGUCUUUCGCACCAUUUCCCAAAGGAUGCUUCUUCACAUCCUCUGGAGGCUUGAGGAGUUAUGAGCACCCUCUGAAUGCGUUGAAGGCAAUGCCAAGGGUUGACAGUUCAGGCCAGGUUUGUGGUGCGACUUUCAAAGUUGAUGAAGAGACCAAGAAGGAAAGUAGCAUACCAAGAGUUGGGAGUGCUGCAAACUGGUCCUCACAGAUUUAACUUCACAAUCUGCAUUUCAAAUAGGCUCUGUUAUCUUUUAGCCUUUGGCUUUAAUGUUUUAACCUGUUGUCUGGAAGUCCUCUGCUUCAGUGGCUCAGGACUCCGUUAAAAUGUUUUCCUAAACUUCUGAGUAGACAUAUUAUCAUGAGGUAUAAUGGCAUGGUGACAUCUCUGACUCAUGUCGAACAUGUUGGCUGAUGUUGUAUUGUGAUCUGAGGAACUGAAAUGAACUGUCUUUUCUAGCCUGUGUCUGUGUAUAAUAAUAUUGGAAGAUUUUCAGAGUUUACACCACACAAGUGAUGUGGUAGUAGUAUAUUGAGAGACCAUUUUUAUA